AUGCCUGCACGACCAUUAUCAGCUGGAAAAAAAGGUGCAAAGAAGAGUAGCUCACCGCCGGGCAAAAAAGGCAAGAAAAAGUCUGCUAAAGGUGGUGUUAAGGAUCCUCAUCAAGAACAACUUGACGAACUAAUACGUGAACGCGAAGAAAUCCGUUCGAAACUGAAUCUUGUUUGCUCAAAACUAAUGGAAAAUGUUAAUAUGGACGAUUAUCAAAAUGAAAUCGACUUGACAAAACAACAACCAUCAGAUAUAGCCAUUAAUCAUCUAUUAUCUAUGAUCGAUCAAAUAUGUUAUUAUCGUGUUGCUUUUUUAAAUCUUUUUCAAGAAACUGACGAUAAUAGAAAGUUUUCUGUGCAAAAAAAGAUAACUCAAUUAUCAGUCGAUGAACCCGAAAUGUUUCGAAAACGUCUUACACCAGAUCAGCGUUUAACAUUUGUCACACGUGAACGUGAUGUAUGGAAAGAAAAUGCUCAAUUACUGCAAACAAUGUAUGCUCACAUAGUUGAUCACGUAGAAAUGGAUACAUUUAAAAAGCCGAGUGCUAAGGCUGCAGAUGUUGUUGAAAAUCAUCGAUCAAAUGUCGAAGAUAUUUCUCUCAUAUUCGCUUCUCCUCUUAUACGAUCGAUUAAUGAUGCUCAAAAAUUACGUGCAAAGAAAACGCUUGAUGAUGUUCUCAAUAAUUUACGUGAUCAACAUGCAUUUUUUGAGCUUGAUCAACCACAAAAACAACAAGCAAUUACUGAUAGUACACAUACAUUAUCCAAUGAAGACAUCCCACUGAAAUCCCAUUCAUCCGAUCGAAGUAACAUAAAUGAAAGACGUAAUCAUCAAGUAUCCGUUGGAAAACGAAAUGUUUCAUUUGCCGAUCAAGUCAAUGUAUUUAAUGAUGAUUAUGAAACAGAUAUUGAACGAACAACAGGAUUAUCAUCAACAAUACUGUCGAAUGAACACAAUAUCGAUGAAAAUCUCUCGUCGGGAUCAUAUACGAAUUCUUCAUCUUUAAUUCUAUCGAAUCAAAAUCUAGCCGACGAGAAAUAUAUUGAUAGUGAUUAUUAUUCCAUAUCAUCAUCAUCGUCAUUACAACAUCAACAAUAUGAUAUUCCAUCGCAACUUAAAUAUAAUCUACCGACGAAAUAUCGCCUUCCACUGGCUAAUGAAGUAUUGGUAAAUAAAAUGGACUCAAAUUUGCGUAUGUUAAUUAUAAAAGAGCUAAGUAAAAGCGGUCAUAAUGAACGGCCACUGUCACGAAUGAGCUCAGCGUAUGGUAAUAAUAAUAAUAAUGAUUCAAGUUCGCGUCAACAACAUCGAAGACAAAAAUCAAAAAAUGCUUCAUCCAGUGAAUCUCCCGAAUGGGUAGAAUUUGCACGACUUAUUGGAAUUGAUGAAUCUGAAAUUGAACAUUGGUUAUCACAAAAUCUUCAAUAUCCAGCAGGUCGAGUUAUUUCGGCCUGGUGUAACUAUGCUACGCCUCCGCCGACUGUUUCUGAACUUCACUCUCUUGUUUCAUCAAAAGAAUUAAAUCGACCCGACCUUGCUCGAUAUAUUGAAACGAUGUAUAUUACUGAAUAG
Messenger RNA from Rotaria socialis, 1572 nucleotides. The record is from the annotation of a GenBank genome assembly. Lineage: Eukaryota; Metazoa; Rotifera; Eurotatoria; Philodinida; Philodinidae.